Molecule: messenger RNA, 3602 nt
Organism: Prorocentrum cordatum
Lineage: Eukaryota; Dinophyceae; Prorocentrales; Prorocentraceae
Source: the annotation of a GenBank genome assembly
GAGCGCGAUGCCGCCGCGCCUCGGCCCCCCGCCUGGCGGGGGCCCGCCCCCCCCCAUGUCGAGCGGCGCUUCGCGCCACGGGCCGGUGGCCCUCCCCCGCGCCGCCGAGGGCGAGGGCGCGCGCCCCGCGACCCCGGGCCACCUCGCACGCCCAGGCCCGAGGGUGGGCCGGACGCCAGACGUGCUGGAGCAGGAGAGGGCCAGGGGCGCUUCCUGGAGGGCGCGCGGGUCCGGAGCACCUCGCGGCCCGCGGGGCUGCUCGGGCCCCUGCCCGAGCAGCGCUCCCCGCGCCCGGCCGAGGCGGGCAUCCCCGCGGAGAGGCAGCGCGACCGCGCGGACGGCUCGAGGCACACGUCGCCGCCGGCGCCGCCGUCGCUGGGGGCCUGGCAGGAGGAGAGCGCGGCGUGGCGGCGGCGCUGUCGGCCAUGCACGCGGACCUGGGGUCGUUCCACAAGCAGCAGCUGGAGGCGCAGGCCGCCCAGGCCGCCGCGAGCAGGCAUCUCCGCGCGCAGGUGGAGAGCCUGGAGCAGCGCGUGUCCGACGUCCCGCACGCGGGCCUGCGCCACGCCGCACAGCGCGGCCAGGACGAGGACUCGUCGGGGUCCUCCGCGAUCCUGCAGGAGUGCUCCAGGACUCGAGGAAGACUGGACCGCUAUGCCGCAACGUGUGCCGGGUAUUCGGGCAAGGUUGAGGUCCUCUCCGACGUGCUCAAGGAAGGGAUCGACGCGACCAGGGAAGAGAUGAAGACGGCGCUCGCGAGUUGCUCGCAGAAGCUAGAAGAGAUCAUGAAGGCCGUCGACCGUUGUGGGGCUCGGGUCGCCCCUGACGCCCUCGACACCAGGUGCCGCGAGGCAGCGGGGAAGCGGCAGGCCAAGGGCAGACCGUGCGACAUCCUCCAGGCGGAGAGCACCGGAAACUGGCAGGAGGUGGCCCAGAUCCGCGAGUCGCCCAAGUGCCCGCUGAUGGGGAGCAUCCUGGAGGUCCCGGACGACAGCGCUUGCCCCGACGACGCGCCAGGCCCGCCCAGCGCCACGCUGCUGGUGGAGCGGCUGGCCCCCGACAUGAAGCAGCUCCUCGCCCUGCUGGCCGACCCCGGCAGCAGGCCGCCCCCCGGGGCCGCCGAGGCGUGCAGCGCGCCCGCUCCCGGCGGCCUGGCCGGGCGCUUCGACGUGCAGGGCAGGCCUGGGCCGGGAGGCAGGCCGCCUCGCGGCCCGAAGCCGCCCGCCCUCGCGGUGGAGGACGGGGCCGCCCGGGGAGGCUCUCCGUCGCGCGGGGGGCGGGGCGCCCUGCGGGCCGCGCUGGAGGACAAGGCCGCCCGGGGAGACCCGAAGGCCGCCUGGCUCGGGGUGCCGCCUCGCGGGCCGAAGCUGCCUGCCUUCAGCAUGGAGGACGACGCCGGCCCGGGAGGCCCGAUGACCGCGCGCCUCGGGGGGCCGGCGCCGCCCGCCUUCUCGAUGGAGGACGAGGCCGGCCUCGGAGGCCUGCCGCCGUGCGGGCCGCAGGUGUCCGCCUUCUCGCUGGAGGACAGCGAGGAGGACGGCCCCGGCCACGACACGGUGCUCGACUGCAGGACUCCUCCGUCGCCGCCGUCCCUGGAGCGCGACGAGGGGUGCCUCGUGACGGUGACCGAGGGGAGCCGCGCCCGUGGCGGCCCCGACGACUGCUCGCCGCGCGCCGAGGAGAUCGCCGGGGCCAGGCUGCCGCUGCGGCGCACCUGGGACCUCCCUGAGGACUCAAGACGUGCUGCGCGCGGCGCGGCCGGCGUACGCGGGCGCCCCUGCGGAGGCCGCGUCGGUGGGCGCGGCGCCGCAGGGCUCCACGGGCCUCCGCGGGCCCGCUGGCUGGAUCCUGCGCCCGCCGUCGCCGUGGCGCCUCGCGUGGGACCUGCUGGGCUGCCUGCUGGUUGCAGUGAGCGUCUCCGUCGGGCCCCUGGAGAGCUCAACCCGUCGCUGCCUGCCGGGGCCGCCGCUGCCGCGCGGCUGCUGCUGUGGCUGUGUGCGCUCUAUUGGACGCUGGACGUGGGCCUCUGCUUCCGCUCCGGCUUCGUCAGUGGCGCCCGCAUGGUGCUGGACGCCCGGACGAUUGCGGCGCGGUACGCGCAGACGUGGCUGCCUUUUGAUCUUGUCAUGUCGGCCAUCGACUGGGCCGAGGUUGCGCUCGGAGAAGACCCUGGCACGGCGCCCGCCGCCCUGGCCCUGGCGGUGAGGCUGCGGCGGCCCUUGCGGUUGCUGCGAGCUGCGAGGAUUGGACGGAGCCUGGCGCUGCGCAGCGGCUUCCCUGCCUUCCGCGAGUGGGGCUCUCCCGUGCUUGCGCUCGCCUGGCUGGCCGUGAGCUGCCACACCGCGGCUGGGGCUUGGCUCUUCCUGGGGGCUCGCGGGGGCGACUGGCUGGACGCCCACCUCGAGGGCGAGGCCACGUUUUCGGCCAAGCUGUCCGCCUCCACGCACUGGGCUAUCUCUCGGCUGCACGGCUCUGGGCAGCUCCUGCCUAGGACCGCCGGGGAGCAGGCCCUGAGCUCCGUGUGGCUGCUGCUGGCCUUGCUGUCGGUGUCGGCCUUCCUGGCCACCCUCACCGCCGGCGCGACGAGGCGCUGCCUCCUGGCCGCGGAGGCCUCGGACCAGCGUGCGGCCCUGUGCACCUUCCUCGCGCGCCACGAAGUGGGGCCUCGGGCGCAGGUGCUGCUGAAGGUCCACCUCGAGGCCUGGACCCGGCUCCGGGCGAGGCAGGAGGGCGAGCGGCGGCUCCUGGAGGCGCUGCCCGCGCCCCUGCGCGCGGCGGCGCUGUGGGAGGCGCGCGGCCCGGCCCUCCUGGGGCACCACCUCCUGCGGGCCCUGGCGGGCGCCUCCCCGCCCUGCGCCCGGGAGCUGGCCGGCGGCAUGCAGGUGGAGGGAGCCCUCGCCGGCGAUGUCCUGUUCCAGGCGGGCGAGGCGUGCGGGCGCGCUCGCCUCGCCCUCCACGGCCGGCUCGCGUACCGCCUCGGGCGGCCGCCCGAGGCGCCGGACGCGGCGCCGAGCUUGGAGUGCUGCCUGGCGGGCGGCGCGGCGCCGGCGGCCUCCGCCGCGGAGGUGGGCGAGGACAGAGCUGCUGGAGCGCGGGACUCUCGUCAGCGAGGCGGCCCUGUGGGUGGAGUGGGCGACGCACGGCGCGCUGCUGGCGGUCCCUCCGAGGAGGGCCAGCGGAGCCCUCGGACCGACGCCGAGCAGAUGGCGCCCUUGCUGCGCAGGUACCCUGGCGCGCACGCCCUGGUGGCGUGCUACGCUAACUGGUUCGCCAGGCGUGGCGGCUUCGCGACGGAUCUCUUCGUGCCACCGCCGGAGUGGCGCGAGCAGGUCGCGGCCGGUGCUGGCUUCUGAGGUUUUUUUUUCCGCAGUGGUAUGUGCAACGUAGGGUAGUUGAAUGCCGGGACGGUCGGUCCCUGCUCAACCCUCCCUCCACCCCCGUGUGCGCGCCGCCGAUUUCCCUUCUUUGGCCUCCGCAGAUAGCGUGGGAGCCCGUGGCGGCCCUCAAUGGAAGGGCACCGCUGGCACUGAGAAAACAUCGAGCUCACGCGAGCUCACUCGAGCACCAGCCUCCUUCUAAGAAGCCUUGCCCCUUCCCCCUUG